AUGGAAAUAGAGAAUGACUGUGUUUGUGUCGGAUCGUCACCCAAACACAGGGAUGAUGAUCACGAAACUUUCACGAAGUUGACGAGCAAGUAUGAGAAAGAGAUUAGGAAAAUGAGCAUGGAUUUGAGGAACUUAAGGGUAUCUUCUUCAAACCAGACAGUGCUUUCUGUCAGUAAUGAAAAGUCGACGUUUGUCAUUGAUAAUGAGCAACGAAUGUGCACUUGCAAAAUUCUACAAGUUGAUUUAUUACUAUCUCCACACACCUUGACUGUAAUUGCAAAUACAAAAAGAGAUCCAUAUGAUUACUAUUCUUAUUAUUACACAAAAGAUGCAUACUUGAAUGCAUACCAAGAUUCGGUAUAUCCCGUUGGAAAUCAAGAGGAAUGGACAGUGCCAGAAGAAGUACAGCAAGAAAUAGUGUUACUUCCUAAUCAGAAGAGGAGUUGUGGAAGACCUACGAAGAAAAGGAAGAGAUCGUCCAGAGAAGGGAGAUUAACGAUAAAAUGCGNAAAUUUACACCAUAUAUAUAUGAAAAAUAGCAUUAAAAUGUAA
Olea europaea var. sylvestris is the source of this 552-nucleotide messenger RNA. RefSeq lists its product as uncharacterized. NCBI's taxonomy places the organism in Eukaryota, Viridiplantae, Streptophyta, Magnoliopsida, Lamiales, Oleaceae. The record is from RefSeq and is a predicted model, not a curated record. The coding region runs from base 1 to 552 and encodes 183 amino acids. The transcript has 3 exons.